UUGUGGCGACUCAGUCGCCGCGGCAACAGCAGCACGAAGACGGAGCGUGUAUGAAGCGACGCUGUUUCCCUGUGAAAGGAGACCACAACCUGCUGACCCCCGACACACACACUCUGUCGGGGGUCAGCCUGCGAUCCCAGGUCCGAUCAGAGGGCGUGGCCUCGCUGUCUGGACACCUGAGCGACUCAUCCAGCUGUAAGUUGGCGACGACGUUUUCGAGGCGGCGCCUGGCAGCAUCUCCGACUCGUCGUCUGCGGUUUGAGGAUGAGACGGAGAUGGAGGCGGAGUCUCGCUACCUGGAACGUCAGAGGAGGACAGGUGUGCUGGUGUCCAAACCACACCUGAACCUGUACGUGACCGAGGCAGCGCUGAGGGAGGCGGGGCAUGUUGCUGAUGGACAGCAGAGGUUGGGUCACAGGGACAUCUGUCGGACAGGGGGUGGAGUCAACCUGGACCUCCACCUGCAGCCUCCUGCACCUGACUGCAGGGGGCGGAGCCUGAACAGGCACCGCCUCAACCUGUGCACUGAGCCAAUCAGAGAGACGUACAUCGGCUCUGUGACGUCUGCUGAGAGGGCUGGGGCUGGGCAUGUCUCUUACAUGCCAGUGAGACGGAGGGCCAAUCAGGCAGCAGUACAUGGACCCCAGGUGAUCCUCCCUCAAGCCACGCCCUCCACUGACCUGCCAAUCAACCCGUAUGAACCUCUUAGGGUGGCCCCGCCCACUCAGCCUUUGGUUGUAGGCCCUCCCACCUUCAGGAGCCAGUCCCACCUCUCUCGGCCUCCUCAGCACAACACCAUGAAGGCAGAACUAAACCAGGACCAGAAACAGAACCAGAACCAGAAGAAGCAGGGGAGAGCCAUUACAGCCAAGCCCCGCAGAGAGUACCGAGCUGGGCCACCGAUGAAGGAACGGCAACCCUCUGUGGAGGAGGGAAGUCUGAAUGGAUCCUCAGACACAACAGCUGAGAGUCAAGCCCCACCCAUAUCACACAACGGAAAAGGACAGCCAAUAGGAACAGAGCUCCACAGUGACGACACUUCGCUUCCUGCACAAUUCAGCGGCAGAGACGAACCUUCUCGUCUUUCUCUGCGUCGUCUUUUCUCGUCCGUCAGACUCAGCAGGACUCGAACCGCCAGCCUGGACCGGCUCAGCUCAAGGCCCCGCCCCUCCACAUCAGACCACGCCCCCUCAGGUAGCAGGAUGUCCUCCAGCCUGCUGAAGAAGUCUCCGUCUGCCCAGUCGCUCAGUGAGCUGAAGAAUUCUUCGUCGACUCAGAGUUCUGUGUCAGACCAGAAGAAGCCGGAUCGUUCUUCUGACUAUAAACCACCUGCUGACCAGUGUCUGUCCAGGAGUCUGUCCCGGAGUCUCAGCGUGGAGGACGUUGGUCGUCCCUGUUCGGUCCGCUCUGUCGGUCGGGUUCUUCAGGUGUGUUCUGAUGGAACGGUUCUGUUGGAACUCCACCGACCAGCAGGAAGAACGUUUGGAUUCAUCAUCAGCCGGGGCAAAGGACGGACCGACUCUGGUGUGUACGUGGAGGACAUGGCGGACGGCUCGGUGGAGAAGCUGCUCGCCGGCCUGCUGGCGGUUGGAGACGAGAUCUUGGAGGUGGACGGGGAGAAGGUGAGUCCUCUCAGCCUGGACCAGGUGACCCAGCUGCUGAUCCAGAACCCGACCACCACCAUCCGGAUCCUCCGACACCGAGGAUCAUCUCCACGGUGACCAUAAGACCGCUGGACUGUAAGCAACCACGAUACGUCUGUAGCUCCACCAAUCACAGCUUAGAGUUCAGAAACCACCUGAUGAUGUCACUGAUGUCAUCUCAAGGAGCGACGGACUCAUCCAGCCAUAAAGUUUCCACUAAACUCCAGUAUCAUUGAACCACAAUAUUUGAUAAAGAGCAGUGUUUACUAAACUGCAGUAUUUAUUAACUCUAGUAUUUAAUAAACUGCAGUAUUAAUAAACCUGAAGGUUGUACUAUGCAGUGAAAUUAA
Acanthochromis polyacanthus (spiny chromis) is the source of this 1993-nucleotide messenger RNA. RefSeq lists its product as uncharacterized. The record is from RefSeq and is a predicted model, not a curated record. The transcript is spliced from 7 exons. Gene Ontology annotation, molecular function: protein kinase C binding. Gene Ontology annotation, biological process: regulation of cellular localization; establishment or maintenance of cell polarity; centrosome cycle. Bases 51 to 1721 code for a protein of 556 amino acids. Gene Ontology annotation, cellular component: apical plasma membrane; nucleus; cell cortex. Lineage: Eukaryota; Metazoa; Chordata; Actinopteri; Pomacentridae.